Closterium sp. Naga37s-1 is the source of this 1248-nucleotide messenger RNA. The record is from the annotation of a GenBank genome assembly. Lineage: Eukaryota; Viridiplantae; Streptophyta; Zygnematophyceae; Desmidiales; Closteriaceae.
AUGGGUGCCUCAUCUGCUGCCCUCUCCCUGCCCCUCGAUGCCUCCUUGCAUCCCCCAUCCCCCUCACAUCCCCCUCCAGCCGGCCUCUUUCUGCCCGGCCUGCCCCACUGGACCAAGCGGUCGCUCCCUCGCUCGCUGCGCAUCUCCCGCUCGCUGCUCUCCUUUCAAGAGAGCGCCCUGCUGGAGCACCGCCAGGAGUCCGCCCUCCUGCAGGGAAGGGUUGGCAGAGUGGACGAGGAAAACGAGGGGGGAAACCUGUCGUGGAAUGGAGAGAGCAACAUGGGGAGCAGUGGGGAGAGAAAUGGAGGGAGCACAGCGGAGAGAAACGAGCAGAGGAGUGUGAGAGUGAAGAGCUCGCUGCUGUCAGCAGCGGCGGCAGCGGUGGCAGCGCCAGUGUCCCCCGGAGAAUCCAUCCGGGCGGCGGUGGCCGUCUAUUCUGCCUCGAGGGAGUUCUGGUGGCCCCCCUCCACCCCCAAGCCUGUGAAACAAGCCAAGCUGUGCCUGCCCAGAUACUCCCCCCCUGUGCCUCUUAUUGGGCUGGAGAAGCUGAUGGAGGGCGGGACUGAGGCAAGUGGGACUGGGGCAGGUGGGACUGGUGGGUUUGCUGGGCCUGCCCGCUGCGCCUGCCGUCGCGUCGCCCCUGUUGUCCCGUCCCGUCCCGUCGCCCCUGUUGUCCCGUCGCCCCUGCCGUCGCGUCGCCCCUGCUGUCCCGUCCCGUCCCGUCGCCCCUGCUGUCCCGUCGCCCCUGCUGUCCCGUCCCGUUGCCCCUGCCGCCGCGUCGCCCCUGCUGUCCCGUCCCAUCCCGUCGCCCCUGCUGUCCCGUUGCCCCUGCUGUCCCGUCCCGUCGCCCCUGCCGUCGUGUCGCCCCUGCUGUCCCGUCCCGUCCCGUCGCCCCUGCUGUCCCGUCGCGUCGCCCCCUGCUGUCCCUUCUGUCCCGCCGCGUCGCGCCGUCCGUCCCGUCCUGUCCCGCCCGCGUCGCGCUUCCCGUCCUGUCCCGUCGCACGCGCCCCAUGCGCCCUGCCCGUCCGUCGCGCCCCGUGCGCCCUGCCCGUCCGUCGCGCCCCGCGCGCCCUGCCCGUCCAUCGCACCCCCGCUGCGCCCUGCUCGUCCGUCGCGCCCCCGCUGUGCCCUGCCCGUCCGUCACACCCCGUGCGCCCUGCCCGUCCGCACCUGUCGUGCCCGUCCCUACCAGUCGCAUCCUGUCUCGUCGCGUCGCACUGUCUGUCACGCACUACGCAAGCCCUUUAG